Messenger RNA from Closterium sp. Naga37s-1, 2217 nucleotides. NCBI's taxonomy places the organism in Eukaryota, Viridiplantae, Streptophyta, Zygnematophyceae, Desmidiales, Closteriaceae. The record is from the annotation of a GenBank genome assembly.
AUGGACGCGUUAGAUGUAUCUUGCUGGCUCGACGCUGAUUGGCCGACGCACGCUGACAAGAUCAUGCUGUCAGCUGGGGCGACGAAUAGCAGAGGAACACGUGGCAGCCAUCAUCGGAGACGGAGCAGCAGCAGGGAAGGGGGAGGCGCGUGGGUGCCAGCAGAAGUGAAAUUCGUGUCGGGAAAUCACCUGGUAAUUUCCGCUGGCGGGAAUCAGCACGUGUUGGGCUGGCGUCAUGGCCCCGCAGGAAACGGAAACGGAUUGCCACGUGGGUUAGGUGGUUUUUAUGCAAGUGCUGGUUACAAGGGUGGUGGUGCCAACAGAAGGAGCAGCGGGAGCGACGCGGGAAGCUCUAGGCUUAUUGACGAAGGGCGGCCGCUACCGCAGUCAUCAUCAUUAUCGUCAUCAUGGUCAACUCCGUCCGCGCACUCCCCCUCGUCCCGCGCCCGUCGCGCUUCCGCCUACCCGCGCCCCUCAAACGCCCAGCCGUUCCCCUUCUCCCCGCAGCCCUGUCCGCUCUUCACCUCCCCGUUGUCCUCCGCCCUGUCCUCCGCCUCCCCGCACACCCCUUCCCCCGCCCCCGCCCCCGCCCCCGCCCCCUCCUCCUCCCCCUCCCCUUUCUUCCCCCAGCAAGAGAGCCCUCCCCCAAGGCGCAACCUCCAGUUCGGUUCCCCCUCCCCAUCCCCGUCCCCGUCCCCAUCCCCAUCGUCCCACUUCCCCUCGUCCUCAUCGACCUUGUCCGCCCCACCGACUGCAGCUGCAGGGCAGUUUGAUGCCAGAGCUGAUGCCUCCUGCAUGACCCUUCGCGAGUCAGAUCAGGGGGAGCAGGGAAGGGCGGAGGGCAGGAGGGAAGGGGAGCAAGGGAGAGUGCAGGGCGCGGGGGAAGGGGAGCAGGCGGGGGAGCAGGACGGGGAGCAGGGGGGAGAGCAAGACGGGGAGCAGGGGGAAGAGCAGGACGGGGAGCAGGGGGGAGAGCAAGACGGGGAGCAGGGGGAAGAGCAGGACGGGGAGCAGGGAAGGGUGAAGCCUGGGGCGCAAGGGACGCAUGGGACGCAGAGAAGGGUUCAGUUCCAGGAGAACGCCGUUGCUGGUUCCGGUCCGUAUCUCGUUAGAGAGUCCGAGACGAGCCGCAGAGCUGGUAUGACAGGUAGGUGGAAAGGGAAGAACCGCAUAGCUGGUGGUACUGCUGAUGCAGCUGAUUCUGACCGCCUCUCCUCCUCCCUGCCCAACCCGUCUCCCGCUUGGUCCCCUUCCCCCUCCGCCUCCUCUCCCCGCUCCUCCCUUCGCUCCGCCUCCCUGCACGCGCCCUUCGAGUUGUACCAAUCGCUGGCGUCCAGGUCAGCAGCAGCCGGCGCCAGCAAGGCGAUGAGGCGGCAGCAGCGGAAAGAGAGGCAGCGGGCGGCAGAGAUAGCAGAGGCAGGGGGGGUGCGCAGUCAGCUCUCCGCUGGGAGUGCUGCUGUGGAGGUGGCUGGGGAGAGAGGGGCGUGGGGAGCGGAAGUAGGUGGGGGAAGGGGGUCGGGGAGGGGAGCGGAGGGGAGGGGAGGGGCGGGCGGAGGGGUUGGUGGUGGAAGGGGUGGAGGGGGGAAGGGGGAGGAGGAGCAUCUGGUGAGGGUGAUGCCUAACCAGCUGGAGCCGUCACCGCUGUGUUCCCUGCAGGGACUCUGGAAGGGCGUGUGCCAGCACAGUAGCCUCGAUUUCAUCCUGCUCACAUGCAGCGAAUCUGGACAGCUGCAAUGCCGCAGGGUGGCCCAGUACAAGCAGCCCCCACCGCACGCUCGCGCGGUUACCACCACCGCCACCCGCAGCAGCGAGCGGCGCCAGCGACGGCGACAGGCAAGGGCACGAGCUGAGGGGAGAGCCGAGGGGAGAGGGGGGGGUAGCAGUGGAGAGAAGGGAACAGGAGGAGGAGUAGCAGCAGCAAGAGUAGACGAGACAGCACGAGGCGUUUCGCACAGGGAGGAGAACGAGAGGGGAGCAAGGGAGGGGAGGAGGGGGGAGGAAAGUGGGCAAAGGAGGCAGGGAGGGGGAGGAGGGGAAGGAGGAAGAGAGCAUGGGAGGUCAGUGCAAGCAGCUCCGUGUAGCAGUGGGUACAGCAGACCAGGGAAAGCAGGGGCGCUCAGGGGCAAUGGUGGCAGCAGUGGGGGAAGCAGGAGCAGUGGGCAGGCUGCUGCUGCUCCUAUGAUUCCAGGUAAUGUGUCUCGCUACACUUCCGACUGA